AUGGAUGAAACAACGGUUGAUUCAAUUUUUUCGGGAUCCUUGAAAUCCUUACCGCCUGUCAGUUCGAAAAUUGUGCGGAUAUUUACGAGCUCGACCUUUACUGACACAACAAUGGAAAGAAAUACUUUGAUGGCGCAGUGCUAUCCCAAAAUUAAAGACUAUUGCAGAGAAAAACAUGGCUUAGAAUUUCAGGUGGUUGAUAUGAGAUGGGGUGUACGUGAUGAAGCUACUGACGAUCAUAUGACUACAGAGCUGUGUAUGAGAGAAAUAGAAAAUUGUCAGAGAUUGUCCAUGGGACCCAAUUUUGUUGUAUUUCUUGGACAAAAGUAUGGAUAUCGUCCUAUACCAACAUAUGUUCUUAGUUCAGAACUAGAAAUGUUAAGAACAGAAUUGGACGGUCAAGGAAUGGAUGUUAGUCUUUUGGAUAAGUGGUACAAGAAGGAUAGCAAUGCUGUGCCACCUACAAGUAUAUUGCAACCGAUCUCAUCUAUUCUUAAAAAUUUUAACAAUAAAAGAAUACCUAAACUGCAACAAGAGGAUCAAGCAAUCUGGUGGGAUACUAUGUGCAAAAUGCAAAAAUUGUUCAGGAAGGGCGCGCAAUCUUUAUUUAAUUCCGGGAAGUUUGACAAAGAUACAAUGCAUAAUUAUUUCAUGUCUGUGACUGAGAGGGAAGUGAUUAAUGGCGUAUUGAACGUUAAAAAUACGAAAAACCAUUGCCUGGCGUACGUGCGAUAUAUAAACAAUAUUAAUCUCCAAAAUCUAAGGAAGGCCAGUCUAUUUCUGGAUAUAGCUAACAGAAGUUUAGACAAUGAAGCCUCGAAAUUGUUGGCCGAUCUUAGAGAUGAACGGCUACCGAAUAAAAUUGAAAGCACGAAUCUACAGAGGUACACGGUCGAAUGGAUAGGAAGAGAGGGUCUGGAUCCUGAAACCCAUGGCGAGUACCUUCAGCAUUUCAUCACUCACUUUUACAGAAACAUAGUGAAGCUUGUAGACCGCGCCAUGAGGAAGGAAGACAAUUCCGCGCAAGGACAAAUAAUAACCGAGAUUUUGCAACACCUGCACGCCUGCAAUAAUUCUGUAAAGGUAUUUUACGGACGCGAGGACACGUUAGAGAGAAUAAAAAAUUACAUGCUAGGCGACAGCGAUAAGCCAUUAGUGUUAUACGGAGAAGGAGGAUGCGGGAAGACUUCCCUUUUAGCGAAGAGCGCAGGUUUGACGAGCAAUACUUGGCUAACUGGUAAGAAACCGAUCAGCAUAAUUCGAUUUCUCGGCACUACUCCAGACAGCAGUGCGCUCACGCCCACGUUGAUCUCAAUCUGUCAACAAAUCUCAUACAAUUAUGGAUUAUCGUUUGAAGAAAUCCCAGACGAUCUGGUGCCGCUCACAGCCUACUUUAAAUAUUUGUUGACCUUAGCUAACACUCAACAGCCUAUUCUACUGUUUCUGGAUAGUGUCGAUCAGCUGACAGGUGUACAGGGUAACAAAUUAUCGUGGUUGCCUACAAGAUUACCACCAAACUGUAAGAUGAUUUUAUCAUGCGCAGCAGAAGAAUCAAAUCCAGUGAUUUCGAGAGAUUAUCAGUUGUUACGUAGGAUGAUAGACACCGAAGAAAGCUUCAUCGAGGUAACUGCCUUGGGCGAGGAUUUAGCUACGGACGUGAUAAGAAUGUGGAUGAAAACAGCCAGAAGGGAUUUAAAUAACUAUCAAUGGCGUUUGGUGGCGAACGCUAUAUCGAAAUGUUCCCUACCGAUUUUUGUGAAGCUUGUAUUCGCAGAGAUUUGUCGAUGGCGUAGCUACACAAAACCGGCGGACACGCACUUAGCUAGCACAGUGAUGGAUAGUAUAAUGAUGCUGUUCGAGAGGAUUGAGAAGCAGCAUGGCAAAAUUUUGGUCUUCCACGCUUUGGCUUAUAUCACGGCUGCCAAGUCCGGCUUGUCGGAAUCUGAACUAGAGGAUCUGAUUUCCUUGGACGAUAAGGUUCUCGACGAUGUUUAUCAGUACCAUUUACCACCGGUGAGACGCAUCCCACCUCUGCUGUGGACCAGAAUACGGAACGAUCUGCCCAAUUAUCUGAGUGAAAGAGAAGCGGACGGUGUGAGCGUGUUAAACUGGUACCAUAGACAAUUCAGGGACACGGCCAAAGAGCGAUACUUUAAGAAUAUGAACAUGGCAAUGUAUUUUCACUCGAUGAUUGCGGACUACUAUCUGGGAAUUUGGGGAGGUGGCAAACCAAAGCCUUUCAAAUACACCGAGAUACAGAGACAUCGAUUCAAUUUAACAGACAAGGAAGGUGUGGCAGAUAGAAAAGUGCCGGAGCAACCAUUAGCGUUUUAUUCAAAGGAGGGAACUAUCUCAAGAUAUAAUUUACGAAAGUUUGGUGAAUUACCAUUUCACUUGGUAAGAGCAAGGCGCUUUAAAGAUCUCUUCGAAAAUGUUUUAUUCAAUUAUGAAUGGCUGCACGCUAAGCUAAGCUCUUGUCCCUUGCAAGCUGUGCUUUCUGACUUCGAAGACGCGUGUAACUUUGUUGAUAAUCAAAGUUUGGUCAGAGAACUUAUGUUAGUUGCUGAUGCUUUGAGAUUAGGCGGUGCAAUCUUGGGAAAUCAUCCUGACAUGCUUGCGCCACAAUUGAUCGGUCGAUUGUUGCCGGAGAUCGGUGCAAAUGUUAAUGUAAGAAUGUUGCUUCGAGCGUGUGAUCAUGACGGUGUUAAGAAUUGUGCUCUGCUUCCUCUUUAUCACUGUCUGCACACACCUGGUGGACCAUUAAAAUAUUCGUUGGAAGGUCAUCAGUUUGCGGUAUUUGGAUUUUGCUUAACAUCGGAUUAUCGGUACAUUGUAUCGAUAUCCAAUAAAUUUAUCACCUGGGAUCUGAGUACCAGUGACAUGACUAGAGAUGUUAAUCCCGGCGUGGAGGGUAUAAUGCAACGAUUAGUCUUAAGCCCCGACAACAGAUAUGCUGCGGCUUUUACGACCAAUUAUCAAAGUGUCGUUUUGAAUACCUUGACGAGCGAAUUUGUCGUUAUCGACAAUCCUUUACCGAAUGGGGACGCAGUGGCCGGCGUGCAUUUAAUGAAUCAGUACGCCUUUAUCUACGGGAAGCUAGGCUGGUGUAGAUUCGACUUGCGAGGAAAUCUGCUUGAUACUCACAGCAACCCCGAGGAUUCCAAUAAAUGGCCAAUUUUAUGUAUGGAGUAUACAAAUCUGGAUCUCUACAGAAUUAUAUUCUGGUCGGGGAGCCUCGACGACACACGUAUGCUUUUGCAUACUUACAGGAAGAAGACAUCAUUGGAUCCGUUCCAGUUUCACAGUGCUUUGAUCAUGACGAAGGACAAGGAUACUUUGUACGCAUGUACGAACAAAGAUGAUUAUAGAAUUACGAAAUAUAAAAGCGAUGAGACCUCAUCUUAUUGGGAAAAAGUUUUCGACAUGCCGCGAGCGUACAAUGACGACGUGGAGUAUCUGUUACAGCUGAAGUUGGAUAGAGAGGAAGAAAUGCUCUUGGCGACGACCGGAAAUGGAUUCAUCGUGUGGUUUCUGGAAAGUAAAAGCGACGCGCAUGUUUUAAUGUUGCCGAACGGAGUCAGGAAUAUCAAUACACGAAUGAUGUGUUCGAACUCUGUUAUGGUCAGCGGCACCAAGAAUUAUGCUGUUGCUGGUGUAAGGAAAAAUCUGUACGUUUGGUCGCUCGAGACGUCUGAUUUGGUAAAGAUACUAGAUGCGCACUUUGCAAGGAUCAUUCAAUUGGAAGCGUUGACUGUCGGAAAUUGGAAUAGCGUUGUAACGUCGAGCAUUGAUAGAAGCGUCAAGGUGUGGAAUAUCAACAAUAUUUUCGAACAAGUUCACGUCAUAGACAGGCACGAACUACAGAUAGACAUGUUAAGUUUGGCCGAGGAAGGUAAUUUGGCCGUUACAGUUACCAGAGAUUGCGUGGGUGUUUGGGAUUUAUUAACGGGUAGACUAAUAUCGAAGCUGGCUGACAGUCCAUUGGGAGCAAUUGUUACACACGCUUGCAUUACGCAGGACAGCAAGUAUAUUGUGUCGACGGAAUCAGGCAAUGUUCUCAUUUGGAAUAGAAUUACGGAGCAAGUAUUAUUCAAGGAGGAGCAAAAGAACGUCAAGCAGUUAACAUUGAUAGAAAAGUCAUCGAAGUUCAUAGCCGUUUCGAGGCCUAAUAAUCUCACGGGAGUAGAAAACGUGCGAACUAUGGCGAUUCUCGUCAUGAGAAGUAUUCCUGAUGGUAAAACAAUAUUCUCUUUGGAGUAUCCUGUAAGAAGUAAUACCAGUACACCCUUCCGACAAGUGGUGAUAACAUCGGAUGAUGCUUUUCUGGCUGUACCAGCGGCUGACAAAGGCAGCAGGGAUUGUGUUAUAAUUUAUAGCGCGAAAACAGGAGCACUGAUCAGCAAAAUACCUAUAAAGUUGCCCGGAUUUAAGGAUAUUGUGUGUAUUACACCGAUGCCUAACAAACCCCAAUGGAUAGGUAUCAUUGGUUCCGAUAAAGGUACAAUUCUUGAUAUUAACAAGAAAAAGAUUAUACGUACGAUUCCAAAAUGGAGCGGAAACAUCAGCAAGGAUGGCAAAUACACUUUGUACGCGCCUAGCAGAGGUGGUCUCGAACUCAUAGAAUUAAAGAAGGGUACAAGCGUAAAAACCUAUAUACCAAAGGUGGCUGAAGGAGUGUUUACUGUUAUAUCAAUGUUUAAUCGUACAGACGAAUAUGUGUUGUAUUAUCAUAGCGGACGAAAAACAAUUAGAGUUUUCAGAUCUUCGGACUGUGAAAUAAUAGCAAAUUACAGAGUACAAGCUGAAUUAAGUGCAAUCGAUAGCACGCAUGAUGGUAAGAGCAUUGUUUUGGGGACAGUCGAUGGCUGCGUGUCAGUAUUGGCGAUAGCUGACCCUCAGAAACCUGAGAUGACGGAAUAUCUUGAAAACGUGCCGUCUCGUGAUGAAGAGUGGAAGAAGAAGACCGAGAAGCAUCGGGCGGCGAUAAAAUUCAAAGCUGCUGCUCGGAUCGCCCGCGUGACGCACGAUUUGUCCACGAGCGUGAAGUCAACUGGCGAUGUCUCGCAAACGAUCGAGGAAGCGGAUGAAAACGCGGAAUGA
This is a messenger RNA of Atta colombica, 5100 nucleotides long. Its product is annotated as NACHT and WD repeat domain-containing protein 2. The transcript has 26 exons. Gene Ontology annotation, molecular function: protein binding. Bases 1 to 5100 code for a protein of 1699 amino acids. NCBI's taxonomy places the organism in Eukaryota, Metazoa, Arthropoda, Insecta, Hymenoptera, Formicidae. The record is from RefSeq and is a predicted model, not a curated record.